AUGCGAGUUGGCGUCAAGGUAGUUAAGAAGAAGGAAGUUGAGGAGGAAGAGUUGAGUUCGGACGAAGAAGACGAAGUUGAGGCUUUGAUAGACCCAGCCAAAGCUAAGGCUAAGAACAAAGGCCCGAAGAAAGGUCGUGUGAACACCAAGAUGAAACUUCGCGACGAAAGCGAAGUCGUGAAGUUUGACGACGUCGCGGGUAUCGGCACGGCGAAGGUUGAACUUCAAGAAGUUGUCGAUUUCUUCUUGCAGCCGGAAAAAUUCAAAGAGAGCGGUAGCAAGGUUCCGAAGGGUGUCUUAUUGACGGGUCCGCCGGGCUGUGGUAAAACGCUUCUUGCGCGAGCCGUCGCAGGCGAAGCAGGUGCUACUUUCUUCUCCUUGGCGGCUUCUGAAUUCGUGGAGAUGUUUGUCGGUGUUGGUGCGGCUCGCGUGCGCGAUUUGUUCCAACAAGCCAAAAAGCAAUCGCCCUCGAUCAUUUUCAUCGAUGAGCUAGAUGCAGUCGGUCGACCUAGAGGCGGCGGUGGCUCGGGUAACGAUGAACGCGACCAGACGUUAAACCAGCUGCUCGUGGAGCUGGAUGGUUUUGGUAGUGACACGCAAAUUGUGUGCAUUGCAGCGACGAACAGAGUUGACGUUCUCGACAAGGCGCUCAUUCGCCCGGGACGUUUCGACCGCAAAAUCGUCAUCCCGAAGCCCGAUUACACCGGCCGUAAAGAAAUUUUACAAGUUCACUGCAAAGGUAAACCGGUCGAUUCGAAUAUUGAUUGGAAUGCGCUCUCUGGAGAAACGGAGGGCUUCAGCGGAGCAGCCCUCGCAUCGGUCGUGAAUCUCGCCGCUCUUCAGGCGGCGAAAAGUUCGCGGGAGUUGGUGACAAUGGACGAUUUUCAAACUGCGCUUGAGAUGGAGACGUUAGGCAAGGUUUUACCACAAGGUCUCGGUGAGGAAAACGAGAAGCGUUUGGCGCUCAUCCAUUCCGCGGCGGCGGUUGCGUAUCGUUGUUUGUGCAAUGACAUGGGUGACAUUUCUUUUGUCACGAUCGUGGCUCGAGAAAGCAACGCCGAAGGUCAAUUGGCUCUCGCUGAAAACCCCGUAGCACUGCGUCCUGGAGCGUUUACCAAGGGUUUCAUGAGACGUCACUUGCGCGCGUGUUUCGUCCCAUCCAUCGCUGAGGAGGUCUUCUACGGUUUCGACAACUGCACGAAGGUUACUGCGCCUUACACCGGUCGUGCGCGAGAAAUCGCGAACUUCUUCGUUCACAAUGCAGCGAUGAGUGAUGAAAAUAGCGAGUUUAUGUACUAUCCUACUGGCAACGUCAUUGAAGUGACUGACUUCUUGCGUGCUGAACGCGAAGAAUACCGACUUCCAUCGACAACGGAUGAUCGUUACGCCCGAGCAGAUGAAGAGGUGCGCCGUUUGAUGGAGAGACAAUACGCCGCGGCGAGGCGUUUCGUCGAAAAACAAAAAGACGCCAUCGAUGCUCUAGCGAAGGUAGUUAUGGAGAAGAAGACUGUGCAGGCGGAAGAGGUUAAGGCGAUCAUCGACAAGCACGCUAUCAUGCCUUACGACGACGAAGAAUUUCCGAGCGCGUUUGCGACGGACCGCAAGCUUCUUAAAGAUUGGAACGGUACGAAGCCGGCCGAUUACAUGGUCGGUGGCUUAGCUCCCACUAGUGAUUCUGAUUAA
This is a messenger RNA of Ostreococcus lucimarinus CCE9901, 1683 nucleotides long. RefSeq lists its product with no specific name. The transcript has a single exon. The record is from RefSeq and is a predicted model, not a curated record. The coding region runs from base 1 to 1683 and encodes 560 amino acids. Gene Ontology annotation, molecular function: ATP hydrolysis activity; ATP-dependent peptidase activity; ATP binding. Gene Ontology annotation, biological process: proteolysis. Gene Ontology annotation, cellular component: chloroplast thylakoid. Lineage: Eukaryota; Viridiplantae; Chlorophyta; Mamiellophyceae; Mamiellales; Bathycoccaceae.